This is a messenger RNA of Colletotrichum graminicola M1.001, 606 nucleotides long. RefSeq lists its product as uncharacterized. Lineage: Eukaryota; Fungi; Ascomycota; Sordariomycetes; Glomerellales; Glomerellaceae. The transcript has a single exon. The coding region runs from base 1 to 606 and encodes 201 amino acids. The record is from RefSeq and is a predicted model, not a curated record.
AUGCCCUACGUCACCUGCAACCCCGACGCCCCAUCGGGCCCGUGGACCGCGACGAUACCCUGUCCAGUCUGCUAUGAAGCCCGCAAAGUCCGAGAGCGCCCCGGCACCCUCCGCCGGCUCCUUGGCACUUCCCGCCGACUCGGGCCCGCGUCCCCCCCCUCUGUGUGUUCCGAAUGCGGCAGCGCUGGGAGAGAGACAACCACCUUCAGCGAGCCCAACUGGAACCCGGAGCACCGUGUUGGCCGCCGCGUAGAAGAGCCCGUGGGGCCCGCCAACGAGACCCGGGCAGACGACGUUUUUGGCCCGCCGACGCCCCUAGGCAGGCCGGCGAGCAUGUGGGCGAGGCUGAAGCCGCUGGAGGACCACCCGUAUUUCGCCGUUCCCGACGCCCAGGAGCUGGCCUGGGCCAAGGCCAUCAGAAAGGCGCAGAAAUGCGAGCGGGCCGCUUCAGACGUGCGGAGUGUGCUGCGGGUGACGAUGGGCCGUCUCUUGCUGUCUCGCGGGCCGAUGCUAACCCCGGUGUACGAGGAGCACCGGGCAAGAUCGCAAGAACGGCGGAGCCAGGCCGAGAGAUUGGGACGGACCAGAGACAGGCCCUGGACCUGA